AUGCACAUCCUCGUGACCAACGAUGAUGGCCCCCCAUCCAAUCAAUCAUCCCCCUAUGUCCACCCCUUCAUUUCCGCCCUCCAAUCCGCCGGGCACAUCAUCUCCGUAGUCCUACCCCACCAACAGCGUUCCUGGAUCGGCAAAGCGCAUUUUGUGCAUCAGACCGUUCAACCUGUAUCGUACACGCCGUCGAAAGACCCGCAUAGUGGGGGCGAAGGGUCGUCGACACAACCGUACCGUGGUGGAGGCGGUGUCGCUACGACUACGACUGGGGGUGGGAGUGAGGGGGAGAAAUGGGUCCUUGUUGAUGGAACGCCGGCGACUUGUACGCAGUUGGGCUUGUUCCAUUUGUUCAAGGAUCGGACACCUUUCGACCUCGUGGUCUCCGGCCCCAACUACGGCAAAAACACCACCUCUCUCUUCUCGCUCUCGUCCGGCACCAUAGGCGGCGCUCUCGAAGCCGCCACUUUCGGCGUCAAAGCCAUCGCGCUGAGUUUCGCGCAUUGGACCCGCAAUCAUGAUCCAGAAAUCGUCGAAGAAGCUUGUAAGCACAGCGUUGCUCUAAUUGAGAAGAUCGGUGGGGGGAAUUAUUGGGGCGCGGGGGAGGGGGAGGCUGGAAAGGGGGCGGAUUUGUGGAAUGCGAAUGUGCCGUUGCAGAAGGGUGUUAGUGGGAAGAAAGUGAUGGUGUGUCCGAUUCUGGAGAGCAGGUGGAGGAGUGGGAGUUGUUUUGAGGAGGUUGGUGGGGCGGUGGUGGGGGAGGAAGGGAAGGGGGAGAGCGAGGCUGAGCAGGCGGCGGAGAGGGAGUAUAUGAUUAGGGAGGGGGAUGAGGACGGAGGGGCCAAGGGCGAUCUGGAGGGCAAAACGGUGGCGUUCACGUGGGCGCCCAAGUACGAUGAUGUAGCGAGGAAUAUUAAGGAUGCUGGGGAGGGGAGCGAUGGAUGGGCCAUCACGCAGGGCUUUACGAGAUUCAGACGUCGUGACACUCCCAUACCUCAUAUCUACGCUAUUGUCGACGCAGACGACUUUCUUCUUCCGUUGCUGCAUUCCGCCCUUCGUAACAUCUUCCCACCAGCUAACACCCUCGCGCUCAAAUUGAUCGAAUCCCUAAAUCAACUUCCCACACCCUCGUCGCCUCUCCUCCAGCUGACUUCGUACGAACUCGUCGACUUCUCUCACCUCCUCGCCCAUCCUAAUACCAGUCUAGCGAAUGCAUACGUAAUCCGCAAAGCUCUGAUCCGGAAACACUAUCUCUCGCAGACUGUCAGCACUUGGCUGACCAAGCAUCCUAGCGAUAGGAGUUUGAGAGGACACGUCCCAGAAACAGAGAGCUUUGAAUUGGACUUCGCAGAAUUUCUUGACGAAGCGCUGGUGGAGUGUUGGGGGUUGAAAGAGAGCUUUGUGAGCAAGGAGAGAGAAUGGUGGGUCCUGAAGCCAGGAAUGAGUGAGCAGGGGCAAGGGGUGAGGUUAUUCAGUAGCGAGGAGGAGCUGAGGCGCAUUUUCGAGCAAUGGGAGGAUGAACAGCCAAGCGAAGACGAAGAAGAGGACGACGGAGGGACAGAUACCCCUGUGGUUAUAAAUGGAGCUGAGCGAAUGGGUGCUGGCACGAUGACAAGCCAAUUGAGGCAUUUUGUUGUGCAGAGGUAUAUUGAUAGACCACUUCUAUUUGAAGAACUAGGGAGGCGUAAGUUCCAUAUUCGGAGCUAUGUUCUAGCCUCAGGGGCGCUGAAGGUCUAUGUCUACCGGGAAAUGUUGGCGUUGUUUGCGUCUUUACCGUACAAAGAGCCUGGUGAGGACGGAGACAUGGAUGAAAGGGUACAUUUGACGAAUACGUGUCUUCAGGCCGGGACCCUUGCCGAGGGAAGUGUUCAUCGUUACUGGGAUUUGCCCCCUUCAAAUUCCACCUUGACUAUUCCACAGGACUGGCACACGCAAGCUUUUAAACAGAUACAGGCAGCAACCGGAACACUUUUUGAAGCUGCUGCUCGCGAGCAGAUGAUUCACUUUCAGACUCUGCCGAACGCUUUUGAAGUGUUUGGUGUUGAUUGGAUGGUGGAUGAGGAUGGCAAUGCCUCUCUAUUGGAAGUAAAUGCCUUUCCAGACUUCAAGCAGAGUGGCGAAGGCUUGAAAGACCUAGUUGCUGGAUUCUGGCAGCAAGUCGUUCGAAUCGCGGUGGGCGGCUUCUUUGGGUCUCAAGAUGCAUCCUCGUUUCGCGGAAGCGAUGAAAUGAUCAAGGUACUUGAUCUGGAUCUGGGCAGAAAUUAA
This is a messenger RNA of Bacidia gigantensis, 2262 nucleotides long. RefSeq lists its product as uncharacterized. Gene Ontology annotation, molecular function: hydrolase activity. Bases 1 to 2262 code for a protein of 753 amino acids. The record is from RefSeq and is a predicted model, not a curated record. The transcript has 4 exons. Gene Ontology annotation, biological process: protein modification process. NCBI's taxonomy places the organism in Eukaryota, Fungi, Ascomycota, Lecanoromycetes, Lecanorales, Ramalinaceae. Gene Ontology annotation, cellular component: P-body.